AACCAGUGCCAGCAGCUAACGGACUGAAGGAGCAGCAGCUGAAGAGGCAGGCAGAGCUGUGACUAACAUCCUGUGUUUAUACCAUUUGUAGAGGGCUUUAACUCCACCACAGACACUCAACGACGUGGUGUUACAUUUAUGUUACCAUAAAGCAUUUUUACUGUCGCGCUGUUUGCGGUUUAGAUGCAGCCGAAACGCAUGGAGUCCGCGUUGAAAAGGUCGGUGAGGUGUUUUGCGGACAAGAGAUCAUCCAGCUAAUGUUAGCUAGCCGCAUCCAGCCUCGGAUUGUGCGGUGUGGACUUGAGAGUGGUGAAGCUCACUGCUGCUGCUGCUUCUGCCCACUCCACUUAGUCAACGUUGGUCGAACUGACAGACAUCGGGGUUUACUCAAACAAUGGGCCUCAUAUUUGCAAAACUGUGGAGCUUCUUUUGUAAUCAAGAGCACAAAGUGAUCAUUGUUGGACUUGACAAUGCUGGGAAAACCACUAUACUCUACCAAUUUCUAAUGAACGAGGUUGUUCAUACAUCACCCACCAUCGGAAGCAAUGUAGAAGAAAUAGUGGUGAAAAAUACCCACUUCCUCAUGUGGGACAUAGGAGGGCAGGAGUCUCUCAGGUCAUCCUGGAACACUUACUACUCGAAUACAGAGUUCAUCAUUUUGGUAGUGGACAGCACAGACAGAGAGAGACUAGCCAUCUCUAAAGAGGAACUCUACAGGAUGCUGGCUCAUGAGGACCUGAGGAAAGCAGCUGUGUUGAUAUUUGCCAAUAAGCAGGAUAUGAAGGACUGUAUGUCUGCAGCAGAGAUCUCCAAAUACCUCACCCUGAGCUCCAUCAAAGACCACCCCUGGCACAUACAGUCCUGCUGUGCACUUACAGGAGAGGGCUUAUGCCAAGGCCUAGAGUGGAUGACCUCGAGGGCGGGGUUAAGAUAGCGUCUCCCUCAGCCGAAGAUGGCCUGACUACCUGCACCACCUACAAGGUGGCACCACAGCUUGUCCUUACUGGCUUAUUGUUAUUGUUUUUUAUUUCUUUAUUAUUAUUAUUAUUUUUUUUAUUGACAAAGUUGGACCUUGACGUUAUUGAGACUGCACAUGACGGGAGCAUUGACACUUCCACAGCUUGUUACAGUGGAGCUGCUGCUUCUCCCGAUUGACACGAACAGAACUGAUUAUAAUUACAAACCCGGUUACCUAAUGAACGGUGGAAUCUGACGCUAAAGGAGGAGAAGAGAUGUUUUCAUUAGACUGGAGUUCAGAGGAUGUCCAGGGCAGGUCUGCACUGGACGUGGACCAUUAACACUACAUACAUAUCAUGUCACAUCACACUUUAUCAUGUUUUUGUCAUAAAUAUCACAGCACAGGAAACUAUGGUGCAGCUUUUUUUUUCUUUUUCCUUCAUAUAAGUUUGUUCACAUUCAGGUAAAUUUUGACAGGACAUACGAAGGGAUCCUGAUCUGCAAACAGUAUUUUAACACCAAUUUUGUCAGGAGCGGUGACACUUAAGUUUUGUUACAGUGCACAUUUCAGUUUUAUACACUACAUCAUGUUCUCAUUCUUGUUUUUUGUCCGUUAUUCUGUUACAUAUGACGUCAGUUUCAUAAGCUACACAGUUGGUGGUUGUUCUCACACCAGAAAUAUUGGUGCCGUAUUGUGGUAAAUAAUACUGAAAAUCUCCCCUCUUAUUAACUAUGAGCCUGUACAUGUAUAUUAUUGAGCCAGAUGGUUUAAGUACAGUGUUGGCAUGCAAACUUUUUUUUAUCAGCCUGGCCCUAAAACGAAAGGAAAAUACGUUUUAGCAAAGCAUUAAUUGGCUGGUAUUCUGCGACAUGGUUUCAAAUGAACAGUACAAAAGCUUUGUGUUUAUAACAAUUUUUAAAAUGUAAACAAUAUGUUUUGUCAAUGGCGUAUUAUAAUUUUAUUUAAUUUUCAUGUUUUUAUUUUUUACUUUUUAAGGCUGUCAGUCAGGCGGUGCUGGUUUGCAUUAAAACCUGUUUAGUAUUAACAGAUUUUUGGUGCUCUGCAGCUGUGCGUGGCUGCGUCCUAAUAUAACAUUUCUUUAUUUCUCUGCAGCCAUUUUGACACAUACGCUUGCAUACAGAUUUUGUUAUUUUAAACAAAGGGAUCAGAUAAGGCUUCCCUCAGAUAGAUGCAUAUAGUCGAAAUGGUGUCGGAGCUGUUUGACAUGAAGGGGAUAUGGAGGUGCAGGGGGAUGGCGUCUGUCCUGAGGGCUCGGUGGUUUAUUUUAGCCAAUAUGCUACAGAAUAUACUUGAUCCUCAGCCUUAAUCAUGCUGUUCAGCGCAUCUGAGGGACUGUGUGUGUGUAUGAAAUGAUGCCAAUCUGCCCAUGAUUUUAACCCAAGAUUCCCUCUUUAAGAAUUCCUUGAACUAACAGAUCUAUGCACGUGUCACUUUGGAACCUUGUAUAACCUUCUGCAAACUCCAAAACGGUGCAAAAGGAGGGGCGCAUAAGUUUCAUUGGUGAGGGUGAAUUUAAAAAAAAAAAAAAUGGCAAUGAAAGAGCAGUGUCCAUCUUGUCUGGGAGUGCCUCUGG
Messenger RNA from Sphaeramia orbicularis (orbiculate cardinalfish), 2552 nucleotides. It is a transcript of the gene arl8, whose product is annotated as ADP-ribosylation factor-like 8. Gene Ontology annotation, molecular function: GTP binding; GTPase activity. The record is from RefSeq and is a predicted model, not a curated record. The coding region runs from base 395 to 934 and encodes 179 amino acids. Lineage: Eukaryota; Metazoa; Chordata; Actinopteri; Kurtiformes; Apogonidae. The transcript has 6 exons.